Molecule: messenger RNA, 357 nt
Organism: Staurois parvus
Lineage: Eukaryota; Metazoa; Chordata; Amphibia; Anura; Ranidae
Source: the annotation of a GenBank genome assembly
AUGAACGCGCCGCCGGCCUUUGAAUCGUUCUUGUUGUUUGAGGGGGAAAAGAAAAUAACAAUCACCAAGGACACAAAGGUACAAAAUGCCUGUUUGUUCACUAUAAACAAGGAAGAUCAUACCAUUGGAAAUAUCAUUAAAUCGCAACUGCUAAAAGAUCCCCAGGUGCUGUUUUGCAGGGUACAAAGUGCCUCAUCCCCUGGAGCAUAAAAUUGUUAUUCGUGUUCAAACCACACCUGAAUACAGUCCUCAAGAGGCUUUUACCAAUGCUAUCACAGACUUGAUAAGUGAACUGUCUCUUUUUGGAGGGAAAGAUUUCGGGUUGCCAUUAAAGACAAACAAGAAGGAAUUGAAUGA